This is a messenger RNA of Oppiella nova, 701 nucleotides long. The record is from the annotation of a GenBank genome assembly. NCBI's taxonomy places the organism in Eukaryota, Metazoa, Arthropoda, Arachnida, Sarcoptiformes, Oppiidae.
AUGCAACAAGCUAGACGCACUUAUGACUUGGUGACUAUUGACUUAUCACUUAAGACACCACCCUGGGACAUAUUACUGUAUAAUGAAAGAUGUACGUAUGAGUACAGUAACGACCGAAAAGUGGACCUGUAUUGCACUUUUCCCCGAACCAAUUACACCACAUUAUACUCGAUUAAAAUGUACAAAUACACAACCUUGUUAUACUCGAUAGAUAUGACAAACAACAAUGGUACGGGGUGUUUAUCAACGAGCACUGCCCGACAAAUGAACUCAACUAUACGCCUAAAUCAAGAUCACGUGGUCAUAACCAUACCUCACCCCACCGAUACGACCAUGGGCAAUUAUUCGUGUCAAUUCAAUUACCUGGAUAUUACCCAUAAUUCCCAAUUAAUUUAUUCCACUUUAAUGCCCGUAUGUAAUAAGAAAUCGUGGGAUCGAUUGCGCUAUGGUUUGGGUCAAUGUUACCGAAGCGACAUAAUCGGCGAUUAUAAACAGGAUCAUUACCAGGAUAAUUAUACAUACUAUGAAUCGUGUGUGUAUAGCACAAACGGGAGUGCCCAGGUGACAUUAGUUACCGCUGUGUUGAGUGCUUGCUUACUUAUGCUCGCGCUCACUUAAGUAAUAAUUUUAUAUUUGUAUAUUUUCAUAUAAAAUCUAAUAUUUAUGAGCAUGUUAAUGAUUUUUAAUCAAAUUUUUCUGUG